Messenger RNA from Opisthorchis viverrini, 285 nucleotides. RefSeq lists its product as hypothetical. The record is from RefSeq and is a predicted model, not a curated record. The coding region runs from base 1 to 285 and encodes 94 amino acids. The transcript has 3 exons. NCBI's taxonomy places the organism in Eukaryota, Metazoa, Platyhelminthes, Trematoda, Opisthorchiida, Opisthorchiidae.
AUGGAUGACCAUGAUGCACACCAAACCCGUCUUGUCGCUGACCACAGAGAUGCUUCUUUCGUACAGAUAGUUCAGCUCCCCCAUGCUAACUCUGGAGCCAACCGUCAAUUAAUGCUGCAAAACGGAGUCCGACGCAGAAAGUAUUUCCGGCAGCACGUGGGUCUUCUUUCAGAUUUGAAUGCAGAAACAGGAGCAGCGACGCCCAUCGGAGCUCGACGAGCCCUCAUUGCUGCGAUCACAGAGGCAAGGUAUAGUAGCAAUGUCCGUCGGUUCGGAAAUCUGUAG